AUGCAAAGCCCGGGGACAGGUCUCUGUUCCAGAUGCGAAGCGGUUGAGCUUGCUCUAUAUUUCCAAGAGGAACGGCACGUUAUGCGACAGCCGUCAGGAUUUGUUGGACCUUCUCGGGAUGCAACAAUGCUAUGCUCUCUGACAGACCUUCACGCAACAUCCGGUACCUGUGCUCUCUGUAAAUUGGUAAUGGAGGCCUUUCUGAGGAGGUGGGGUCCGGACCAGUGGUCGACUGCAGACGAGUAUAUCGAGUGGGCUGAGAGCGCGCCAGGUCUAGAUGCGAAACCUCAAAUCUACCUCUUCAGCUACCUCUUUGCAGAUGACCGAUACGAAGGAGCUAAGAUGCUGCCAAAGGCGGCACUGAACCGACCAGCUCUUCGUUUAGGUAUCGCACUGAGAGGACCGUCAGGCGAAAAUAGACCAUACCUUGACCACGCGGGAGACAUUCAACUACUGUCGACCAACUCGCUUAUUCAUGGGCCUAGGGCAAUCUUUCAUGGAAGAAUCGUUGAUCCUGAUCGCACAAACGUUCAGCUUGCCAGGGAAUGGAUUGAUGAAUGUGAGCAAGGCCACGGAGACCUUUGUGAGACGGCAGGUGGCAGAGACGACUUAGCCUACGCCAGACUGGCACCCCGGAACCUUCGCGUGAUCGAUGUUAACUCCAUGUGCCUCGUCUUUCUCCCUGCGGAGGCCAGGUACGCUGCGCUGAGCUAUUGCUGGGCUCAAUCAACUCGCCACUUUACUACGACGAUGUCAAAUGUGGCACGUCUUCAAGCCUGCGGCGGCAUUUCAAGUGUAUGGGAUGAGCUUCCAGGUACAAUCCAGGACGCAAUCGAAUUUGUCCGAGAAAUUGGCCGAGAGUUCCUAUGGGUCGACGCCCUGUGCAUGGUCCAAGACGAUGACAAGGACAAAGAAGAGCAGGUAUUACAGAUGGAUCGGGUAUACGACAACGCGCUUUUGACAAUCAUAUCGGCCCCUCCAAGCGCAGAAAGGCCUUCACAAUACGAUGGUCUGCCUGGGUACCGUCUGAACCGCCAGCCAUUUCAAGCAACGGCCAGCAUACAAGGUCUCGAGCUUUGCACUACGCAGCUUGAUGUUGAGCAAGCAACACUUACGAGCCCUUGGAACACACGAGCUUGGACUUUUCAGGAGCAUCUGCUCUCCAGAAGACGGUUGUUCUUCACCAACGUACAGCUCUACUUCCAAUGUCCGUGCGGAGUCUUCUGUGAGGACGUCGUCGGCGAGGGAAAAUCUCCUUCCGCAUUUAUAUAUCCUGGAACCAGCCUUUGGAAUAGCAGCGGAAUUCACAAUGAUGUAUCAGAAGGCCAAAAGGGCAACGCCCUGGGGCUCUCUCGAAGCAUGUUUUCGAAUCCUUCGGCGGCUUUUAACUACUACGCUCACAUAGUGGAACUAUAUACAGGGAGAGAAAUGUCAGAUCAAGGAGAUGCGCUAGCGGCGCUAGAAGGAGUGAUAUCUAUUCUGAGAGCCACUAUGAACACCGAGUUCAUUCAUGGCCUUCCGGAGACCUUACUGGACGAGGCCCUUCUCUGGCACCUGCGGGAACCCCACCGGCGACGAACGGCACUGCUGACUGCGACUCGUGGCGUGGGCUUUCCGUCGUGGUCAUGGGCUGGAUGGGACGCUUUGGCAGAUUAUCGGGCACAGUUCUCCGGAUACAUUCGACGCGAAGUUGAGUGGUACCUUGUUAAUAAAGACGGCACCGCAUUCAGUCUGUCACCUCCCAAUGGCUCGGAACCGCCGAAGCCGUACGAUCCAUCGAGCAGAGAAGAUAUUCGUCCAAUAGGUCGUCCGCCAGCGACGUUUUUGAACGCCUUGCGACCGCGAGAAGAGCUGACAGCGCAAGAUUCAAGAUCUUGCUCCCUGUCCUGCUGGACAAGCAUUGCGACCUUCCAGUUCCUGGGCGACACCCUCGAUCUCGGCGAGGGCGACAUAGACUGGAAAUACCACAAAGCCUUUAUUAUAUCUGACCAGAACUCGCAGCCUGUGGGGACCAUAUUCCUCGAAAAUUCUUGGGAGAACAUGAUCAAGCAGAAUCGGCAUCAGAGGUUUGAAUUCAUGCUUCUAUCCCGGUCCAGCACGGUAGAUGACAUGGUUGUCCUGGAUGACAUGUUUCCUAUGAAGGAGUGGUGUUUUGUCAAUGUCAUGCUGAUUCAGAGGGAUGCUGAUAAGGCAGAGAGGCUUGGGGUGGGUGUCGUGCAUGAGUUGGCUUGGAUAACUGCGGCGCCGGAGUCAGCACUACUGCAUUUGCGGUAG
Monascus purpureus is the source of this 2274-nucleotide messenger RNA. The record is from the annotation of a GenBank genome assembly. Lineage: Eukaryota; Fungi; Ascomycota; Eurotiomycetes; Eurotiales; Aspergillaceae.